Molecule: messenger RNA, 1163 nt
Organism: Saprolegnia parasitica CBS 223.65
Lineage: Eukaryota; Oomycota; Saprolegniomycetes; Saprolegniales; Saprolegniaceae
Exons: 3
Coding region: 24-1082 (352 amino acids)
Source: RefSeq, a predicted model, not a curated record
UGCGCCACGACCGCCGAAGCCGCAUGCGUCCGGGCUCGCUCAAGAACACCGUGCUGACGGUCUUCUUCUCGCUUAUGUCGAUGGGCUGCUGUACCUUCUCGAUGAUCUACCCCGCGUGGUUCAUGCAAAAGUACAAGGAGACGACGCCGGACGUCUUCCAGGGCUUUGGCAUUUUCGCCUUUCACUCGACGGGGGUGCUACAGACGCCCUUCUUUGCGUCCACGACAACGCUCGAGUACUCGGACUUUUGCGCCAACCAAAAGGCUGGCGUGCAGGCCCCGAAUUGGAUGCUCGGCGGCGCGCCGCAGCUUCAAGUCAUUCUCUGUGGCAUGCCAAUCAAGGGCAUCCAGUACGUCAUCAUGUUCGCCGUCGUCUUUGCGACCAUCUCGCUCCUCGCGUCAAUUGCGGCCACGUUCCAGCCGCAAGCCGGCUGGGCCGAGCGCAUCGUAUCGUCGGCGACGCUCGCGGCCUCAUGCCUCUUGCUCGCAGCUCUGAUUUGCUGGGCGCUCCAGAUCCAGCAAAAGAUGCUGCAGAUCGACGUGCUCUCGUCCGGGUACCAGGCGUGCAAGAGCGUCAAGGGCGACGGCUCCAAGUGGAGCUGCUGGUUCUACGGCUACAGUUUUUGGGCCGCGAUCGGCGGCGUCUGCGGCAUGCUCUGCACCAUGUAUGCGAGCUCGGCCGGCCGCGCGGAGAAGAUUCGCCACUUCCGCAACCUGUACGAGCAAGACCUCGCCAUCGCCAUGCAGGCGUCGGCGGGCCAAACGCCGGGCACGACCACGAGCGCCUACACGGCGCCGCAGUCGGAGAAGCCUAUCGUCCAGCCGUCGGUGCAAAACCACCCGGGCUUUGCGCCGUCCGAGCCCCACGCCAACUCGAUCUCGUCCUACGAGCCUGGGUUCCAGCCGUACGGCCAACCACCGCCGCCAAACAACACGGGCCCCUACACCUCUGGCUACGGCGCUCAACCAGCGUACGGGUACAACACAAAUGCAUAUGGCCAGCCCCACACCAAUGGUGCAUACCAACAGCCCGUCCAACCCGUUGUUGGAGGCAGUGGUUAUGUCCGAGGUGGCAUUGUCUAGAUCGACGAAAUAUGACGAGUAGAUAUAUUAUUAUCUUAUAAACAUGAAACAUUGUGUACACAAGUUGGUAGGAGAUGCAAC